AUGGAACUCCGAGGCACGAAGGCUCCGAUGUAUGUAAAUAUCUUGAAGUUAGAUACAUUUUUAUGUAAACAUUUAAAAGGAGAUAGCUUCAAUGGGCUGUGGCCAUUAGCCCGCAAUUGGAAAGAGAAAAUGGACGUCGGGUUGCCCUCUAGGGACCGGACGGGAGUCCCGGAUUUCGUGCUCCUCGAGGAUUAUAAAAGCACAUCAGCAUUUGUGGAGAAUCUUAAAAAGAGAUUUACUUCAAAUUUAAUCUAUACUUAUAUUGGGGAGGUCCUGAUAUCAGUUAACCCCUAUAAACAAUUGGGAAUCUACACAUCCAAAUAUCUAGCCCUGUACAGAAAUGUCAACUUCUAUGAACUACCACCACACGUGUUUGCCAUUGCCGACCAGGCCUACAGAUCAAUGCGCACAGAGGGUAGAGAUCAAUGUGUUCUCAUAUCUGGGGAGUCAGGAGCAGGAAAAACAGAGGCAUCAAAAAAGAUUUUACAAUACAUCGCUGCGAACAGUACACAUUCAAAAGAGAUAGAAUCGGUCAAAACGAGACUUUUAAAUUCUAAUCCCAUCCUUGAGUCAUUUGGUAAUGCAAAGACGAAUAGGAAUGACAACUCUAGUCGGUUUGGAAAAUACAUGGACAUACAGUUCAAUUAUAAGGGUGCACCAAUCGGGGGGCAGAUCAUCAACUUCCUGUUAGAGAAAUCACGUGUCUGUACACAAGCACGUGGCAACAGAAACUUUCACAUAUUCUACCAGCUUCUGAAGGGAUGUGAUAAAGAAUUGUUGAAGAAACUAAAGCUGAGCAGAGACACGGAUUCCUUCUUUUAUUUAAACCAGGGUCAGUGUCCCGAGGUUGAAAGUCUGGACGACGAGGAAGAAUAUAAAAACACACGAGAUGCACUUAAUGUCUGUGAUUUCUCGGAAAGAGAACAAGAGUGUCUAUGGACCAUAGUAUCGGCUACGUUACACCUUGGGAACAUAGGGUUUAAGCAGGACGAACAGAAGCAUGCCAAAAUCAAAGAUGAUAAACAUGUCGCAGCUGUGGCAGCCCUGCUUGAAUGCCCCGAGGAUAUGCUUCGUCAUGGUCUGGUCAAUAGAGUUAUCCACGUCGAUGGAGAUGAAGUUGUGAAACCAUUCAACAAAGAAAGGGCCAUAUAUGCGAGGGAUGGUGUGGCAAAGGGUAUUUACGACCGUAUGUUCACCUGGAUCGUCCAGAAGCUCAACAAAUCACUCACAAAUGAGCAUGAGGAAAAUAUGUCAGUCAUUGGCCUUUUGGAUAUCUAUGGAUUUGAGAUAUUCGAAUACAACAGUUUUGAGCAGUUUUGCAUCAACUACUGCAAUGAAAAGCUUCAGCAGAUCUUUAUCCAACUGACGUUGAAGUCAGAGCAGGACGAAUACAUGAAUGAAGGUAUAGAGUGGGAACCUAUACGCUACUUUAACAACAAAGUCAUCUGUGACCUCAUAGAAUCAAAACCUGUAGGAAUAAUCUCAAUCAUGGACGAGGAGUGUUUGAGACCAGGAGAGCCCACGGAUGAGACAUUUCUGGAUAAGAUGUCUCACACAAUAGGAACACAUCCUCAUUAUAUAGGACAUACAUCAAAGGCAGACUAUUACACAAGGAAAACAAUGCGUCGGGACCAAUUUCGAUUACUGCAUUACGCUGGAGAAGUAACAUAUAGUGUCAAAGGAUUUCUAGACAAAAACAAUGAUCAGUUAAAUAGGACUUUAAAAGAGGCAUUGACAAAAAGUAAGAAUCUGAUUAUUUCUCAGUGCUUUAAACCAGAAGAAAUAACCAGUAAAAAACGCCCAGAAACAGCAGCAACUCAAUUCAAGACGAGUUUAGCAAACUUGAUGGAGAUACUACUGGACAAGCAGCCAUCAUAUGUAAGAUGUGUUAAACCAAAUGAAGAAAAAAGUUCAAAGACAUUUGAUGAGAGGUUGGUACGUCAUCAGGUGAAAUAUUUGGGACUGAUGGAGAACCUCAGAGUACGGAGAGCAGGAUUUGCAUAUAGACGCCCAUAUAAGGCAUUUUUGGCAAGGUAUAAAUGCCUAUGUCCCUCUACAUGGCCGUCAUACGCAGGAGUGGCAAGAGACGGUGUCCAUUUGUUGAUCAAACAUUUGGAGUGGGAUGAGGAUGAUUAUAGACUUGGCAAAACAAAACUGUUCAUCCGAUGGCCAAAAACAUUAUUUGCAGCAGAAGAUGCACUGCAUAGUAAGAAGAAUGAUUUAGCCAUUGUUAUCCAAUCACAUAUCAGAGCAUACAUUUAUCAAAAGAGGUACAAGGCAAUGAAGAAAGCACAGUUGAUUAUGGCUGUGAAUUGGAGAAGAUACAGUGCAAUGAAGAAACUAAAGCGCGUAAAAUGGGCUGCCAAAUGUAUAAGACAAUUUAUCAAGGGCUUCAUGUUCAGAAAACGACCCCCUUGUCCAGAGAACCAGCUAUUUGUUAAGUACAUGAGAAUGCACUGGCUGAAUAAGUUGAGGGAAGAGCUGCCAUCCAGCAUUAUGCAAACAAACUGGCCACAAGUACCACCUGUAUUGGAGGAGACAUCGAAGCUCCUACAAAAUAUCCACAAGAGGAUGCUGGUAAGAACCUACUGCCUCACAAUAACCCCGGAGAGAAAGUGGCAGCUUGAGCAGAAAGUUGUUGCUGAGAAAAUAUUCAAAGAGAAGAAGAAAGCCUACAGUUCUAGUGUUCCACAUCCAUUUGUCAAAUCAAGGCUAACCCCAUAUUUGGAGAAAAUGAAAUUGACAGUGUUUGACAACUCAGUUAUGGAGGCUGAUGAGAAGGUCCAGUAUUCAGCAGCUGUGACAAAAUAUGAUCGCCAUGGCUACCGUAACCGUGCAAGCGCAAUGAUAGUCACUGACAAGGCUAUAUAUAGACUGGAGCCUAGAGAGUUCAAAGUGAAAGACAAGAUUCCAUUUUGCUAUCUUACAGGGAUAUCUGUGAGUUCACUGACAGAUGGUGUGUUUGUGCUUCAUGCGCAAGCAGAAGGGAACAAAGGUGAUCUGAUCAUGAAGACGGACUAUGCCAUUGAGGCUGUCACAAAGAUUGCUAUGACAGGGGAACUUACGGAUAAAGUUGACAUCGCAAAUGAUGAUAUAAUAACCUACUCCACAAUUAGAAAGAAACAUCACAUAGAGUUCACAAGGGGGAAACACUACGCAACUGGAAAGAAUAAAAGAGGGAACAUGUUAGUGAUAGCACCUCAUAUAGCCAAUGGAUUCAAAUGAUGAACUGUAACCAAACAUUUGGAAAUCUAGUCUCAUAAAACCAGCUCAAAACACUAAACAUUCAGAAUCUCCAAUAAAAGUUUCCGAGGUGUAAAAUAUAGACAUCGGCUCAAAACGUUACACAUUCAGAAUCUUCAAUAAAAGAUCCUGGGGUCUAAAAAAUAGACACCAAUAUUUCAGUUAAAGACCCCCGAGAUCAAAUUCAGACCAGUGGGGUACAUAUUGAUUCUUAUUUUUAGAUAAUACAGGGUGGGCCAAAAAAUGUACCCAU
Molecule: messenger RNA, 3496 nt
Organism: Owenia fusiformis
Lineage: Eukaryota; Metazoa; Annelida; Polychaeta; Sabellida; Oweniidae
Source: the annotation of a GenBank genome assembly